AUGCGGCCUCGUUCGCAACGCAGCAGCGACCGCAAACCGAUCGAUCCACCUCCCAUUGUCAGGCUUAACGUUGAACCGAGGAACUUUGACCGUAGCUUCUACGGCAACCCCGAGAACUGCCUCUUCAAUCCCUUUUGGAUUCUCUACGUCUACUUGAUCAACGCCGAACGAGACAGCAAGCAAGAUCCCGAAGUGUCCAGAAAGGCGCUGGUUGGCACGACCUGCUCUUCCUUGCACAAGUUCAAAGAUACCAACAGCCAUGACGCAGGCUAUUUUGUAUUCGGCGACCUCUCGGUCAAGUUCGAGGGUUGCUUCAGGCUGCAGUUUGUCCUCUACGAGAUGCGAAGGACAGAAGCUGUCUUGUGCACGACCGCCGUUUCGGAGGCUUUCCAGGUGCACACCCAAAGAACAUUCCCGGGGAUGGCCGAGUCAACCUACCUGACCCGCCACCUCAGCGACCAAGGAUGUCGAUUGCGUCUUCGAAAAGAUUCCCGCCAGGCCACAAACCGAAAGCGGCAGCUCACAUACAGUCUUGAGGCGGACCGUGCGCGUACGAGCGGCCCAUCGCCCAAGCGCCAACGUGCAGACGGAGUUGGCGAGGUGAUCCACGACGGGCUCCAGGCCCAGACAGCAUUGCAGUCCACAUCGGCAGCCGGCGGCGGAUACGUGGGGGGGUUUAGCCAUCAUCAGUACCAGAGUCCGUACCAGGGCGCCAGGCAGCUGAGUGGCAACAGGCAGCUGAACAGAAACAGACCCCCUCCUCCGCCCAUGGCCGUGACACCGAACUAUUCGACGGCUUCCAUGAUUUCGAACUACACGACAGCGCCCAUCGGAUCGAACUACACGACAGCGCCCAUGGGCUCGAGCAUGCCGACAACAUCCAUGGGGACUCAGUCAAUGGCGCCAUGGCCGGCCACGCCGUCAUCCGGCGGCCUGUCGGGCGCCGCUUCGUUGCCCUCGGUUUCGCCCACUCAGAGCCCCCCUGAUAUGGUCCAUCCUACUUCUUAUUACCGUCUCGACUCCUCCCUCAUUUUCUCGGGAGACACGACGGCGUACGAGGGAGAGGACGCACUGCCAGACGAGAUCUUCACGAGAGAGUACCCGAAAGAUAGCUUCUGGGCCAUGAUGGAAGAGCGGAGGCGGGCCGGCCACGGAACAGGCAACAUUGGCGCUUAG
This is a messenger RNA of Colletotrichum spaethianum, 1176 nucleotides long. RefSeq names its product spore wall maturation protein DIT1. The coding region runs from base 1 to 1176 and encodes 391 amino acids. Lineage: Eukaryota; Fungi; Ascomycota; Sordariomycetes; Glomerellales; Glomerellaceae. The transcript is spliced from 3 exons. The record is from RefSeq and is a predicted model, not a curated record.